GUUACCCGGGCCUCCAGCAGCAGCCAGACCCAUUGUUUACCGCCACCAGCCCUCCUCCACACACUACGCUCCUCAUGGACAACACUUGCACUUAACACAGGUGGUCCGUGGCAUGUCCUUGGAGGAGGCCGCGGCAGCUUUGGACCGUCUCCUCUUGGGUCAGAGCCAUGGAGUUGUGCAGGGAGGAGGUGCCCCGAACACUCCCCCAUACGCUCCUCCUCCUCCUCCCCCUGCACAGAAGAAUCUCCUGCCAGCGCUCCUACCCGGUACAUACUCCCCACAGGGGCCGUUGUGCAGUACACCUGUAGAGAAAUCUGGAGACGUUGGCCUGUCUUCUGUCCUGCUGCCAUGGGAAACCAUCACCUGUCCUGCCUUGAAUGACGUGCACUUCCCCAUCUUUCCCCCUCCGCCCUUGGACCACUGGUGUCCCGUCCCGGAUUCUUCGCGCCCUUCUCGGUCUGACAGGAAGACUCCUAAGGACCAGGGGAAUCAAAGGAGCCGCAGCACCAGUAGCAGCAGUCGGAAAUUAGCGUCGGAGUGGACGACCAGGGCCGAAAACUUUGUGCCCCUCGACGCAGAGAAGUACAAGACGGAGUUGUGCCGGUCCUACCAGGUGCAUGGCUACUGCAAGUACGGCGUCAGGUGUAACUACGCCCACGGGCUGCAGCAGCUGCGGGGGGCGGCGCACCACGGCAAGUACAAGACCAGGAACUGUCAGUCCUACCACCAGACCGGCUUCUGCCGCUACGGCGCCCGCUGCUCCUUCAUCCACGACCCAGAGGAGGGGGUCCUCAAGUGCUCCAUAGCUAACAAGGAGGUGUUGGAGGCUCUGCACUACUGUCCUGCCAGCGAGGACACCAGCCGCACGGCCAACAUUACCUGGAGGCUGUUGGAGACCUCCUGUACCCCCGCUCCGGAGCUCCACUUAAUAACUUCCACCAGGCCCUUGGAGGACGACCUCAGCUUUGUCCCAUCACCCUCGCCCUUGAGUGACCUCUCAUGUCUGAACACGGAAAGUUUGGUGUACGAGCCAAGCUUGGUCGCCUACUCGCUGACUGCCAGAGCAGAGUCCUUGCCUCCAGCAGCACAAGGGACUGACGGAGACUUCACCAGGUCCUUGCCUGUCUAUGGACAUCCGGAACACAAGACUUCGUUUCAACCCUCUGAAAGUAUUCCAGGGAGUGUCGGCAAUGUCAAACCAAUUUUCGAUGCCUUCAUUAGGGAGAACUUGAGCAAUACUGUCGGCGUGACCAGUGGACUCGACCACCAGCUUACCAGACUCGACGUUCUCGGCAGGUCGAGUACAAAUGGAAUUUACUUUCCACAGAAUAGUAAUAGACAGAGUUUGUCGAAUAUUAAACGGAUAUCCGAUUUCAGUGGAGCAGAGCAAGUGGUCGACUCGGAAGACGUGAUGAGAGAGUGCCGGGAUCUACAGAAGCUGGAUGUGGUUCACGACAUACUGGAGGCAGCGCCAGCAUACUCUGCCACAGUAUGGAGUGACGGCAUAGACCGCGGCGUCAACAAAAGUCCAGCUUGGCAUAACAUGAGCCCACUCGAUCUUGACCUCUCGGAGUCACACUAUGGUAAUAUUCGGGAAGUAUCGGAGAAGACGAAGUGGUUAUACAGCGAUGACGGCGAUGAUUUCCCGUGGUUUAAUGAAGCUUCACUGCUGUCAAACAAAGACUUGGUGUUUUCUAGCACUCUUCGGAGUGACUCUGAUGCUGAGGAGGAAGAAGGGAAGAUGUCCAGCGGUGUUAGUGGACAGGAGGAGGAGGAGGAGGAGGAGGAAUGGUCGCUGAGUAGCAGUCUACAGUUGGGUGAGCUACUGCGGUCAUUAAGGCUACAGGAACAUCGCUACCGGCUGCUGCCCUGGUCAAGGCGGGCGUCAGACAGUUUCCUCUUGUCUCGGCCCUCACGGAGGUACAGAACAUCGUCUCCAUCUCCGGUCAGACGUCGCCCCCAUGACUUGACAAAGUACAAAACCGAGCUGUGUCGAUCAUUCCAGUACAACGGCUACUGUGGGUACGGAGACGCAUGUCUGUACGCCCACGGGUCGCUAGACCUCCGCUCGUACCCGAGGCACCCUAUGUACCGGACCAAACAGUGCUUCAGCUUCCAUAACAAAGGCUUCUGUCUGUACGGCAGCCGAUGCCAGUUCCUUCACGACCUGGAGUGACUACCGCACACCUCGCACUCUCCACUCACGUCUUCAACCUUGCUCCGUGGCCAUGUUGAAGCAUUAAAAUCCAUAAGUUUUAUAGAGAAAUGUGUUUUGUAUCGGCGAUAACUCUCUUCAACAAACGCGGUGACUCGCUGCAUUAGUGGAGGAGGAAGCCGGCUGUGUUGAAGCGUGAAAAUCCUCCAACAUUUUAUGGCAAAUAACACAAAACCUCGCAACGCUGCUCAUAAUGUUGCUGGCCCGGGACUUGUAUGUGCAUACAUGGAAACACAAGUUACUUUUAUGGUAAGGGACUAGUUCCUUUUGUUGCCAAGUGUAUUAUUUAUUUAGUUCUGUGAUAUUGAAUAUGAAACUUAAGACUAUUUAUAAAUUCUUAGUUUUCUCGACUGGUUUACAAAGUUUACAUACUGUAGAUAUUGAUGUAUUUAUAUGGUAUUUAAAUGUAAUUUCUAUAGCUAUUUAAUAAAUGCAUUAUAAACCAU
Messenger RNA from Procambarus clarkii (red swamp crayfish), 2661 nucleotides. RefSeq lists its product as uncharacterized. Lineage: Eukaryota; Metazoa; Arthropoda; Malacostraca; Decapoda; Cambaridae. The record is from RefSeq and is a predicted model, not a curated record. Gene Ontology annotation, molecular function: mRNA binding; metal ion binding.